ACACUACUACCGCCGUCACUGCCCCCCACCACCACUAUUACUACUACUACCACCACUCUCACCGCUACUACUACUACUACAGCAACAACAACAUCUUUGGAAUAUUGAAGCCAGAAGUAGGUGAAUCUUGGGGCAUUGGUACCCAAACGAGAAAAUGGAUAAUUUAAAACAACAAGUGAUGAUUAACCAGUUUGUUUUGGCCGCUGGCUGUCAUGCCGAACAAGCGAAACAGUUAUUACAAGCCGCAAAAUGGCAAUUCGAGGCAGCACUUAGUAUGUUUUUCCAAGAUUCUUCUGUUCCCAUGUGUCGAACGUGCAACGGCAGCCAUGCGAACGGAAGCUAUUCGCUCUGUACCCCUGCAAAUACUCCUGCAACACCACCAAAUUUCCCUGAGGCUCUUACAGCAUUGUCAAAGUUAUCAACUACAGACAGGUUAGGCUCUUCUCCAGCAUAUGCAACAGGAUCACAGUCGAAUACUCAACCGACUCCCAAACCAAUGGAAAUGGCACAUCGAUAAAAUACAAAAGAGAAAAAAAAUGUUUACAAAAAAAAAUAAGAACGAAAAACAUUUAAGUGGGGGGAGGUCCUCUACUGUGCAGAAAGAUAGAAACGGACGAAACAGAUGAUUAAUAAUAGCAACAGUUGUGUUCAUGUGACUCUUUUGUUACAGUGAAGAGAUGUACUAGAGAGUAUUGAGGGGGGGGAAACCAGUACUAUUUUGAAUUGCCAAAUAAUGCUGGCUGGCUGUGCUCAUUCCCUUUACAACUGCCAAUGGAUUACCUGUUAUUUGGAUCUUAUUUUGUUUUCAAUUUUUUUUCCCCCUUUUUAUUUUAAGAAAUAUACCCAGGGAUUUUUUUUUUUCUGUUACAUAUAUAUCAUACAUAUGCAUACACCAUACAUAUGUAUCCAUUGUUUUUAUCUCCUCCAACAGUGUUCCAACACUUUCCAAAUUUAAACAGAAAACUUUUUUUUUUUGUUUCUCUUUUUUUAUUAGUGCAUAUCUGGCUGUAGGAUAUUUUGGGGAAAUGCCUAACACUGCCUUUUUGUUGGAAAAUGUCAGACUUGCUACCAUUUCCUCACAUUCUUAAAUAUUAAAACUUUCUUGCAUUGGACUUCCGAAAUUUAAACUUCUUCUGUCAGCUUGCAUCAGGCAUGACAAUGCACCACACAUCCUGUUUAUCAUAGGAUCUGAGGGGGCAAUGUUGCAUCAUGUCUGUUAUGUCUUUCAAAGCUAAUAAUACCUGGUGGUUGCCAAUUCUCACAGGAAUAUUACAGCCAUUGGGAUCUACAACCUCAUCUGCUACUAAAAUGCAAGCAGCACUAAGAAGAUUUGAGAUACUCAACCAUAGUCUCUUGCUUGAAGAACCCUGGUUGACUCCCCUUUCUGUUGAUAAAAUCAACCCUGGAAUACUGAAAGGCAAAGUUGAACUCU
This is a messenger RNA of Octopus bimaculoides (California two-spot octopus), 1432 nucleotides long. Its product is annotated as UBA-like domain-containing protein 2-A. Lineage: Eukaryota; Metazoa; Mollusca; Cephalopoda; Octopoda; Octopodidae. The record is from RefSeq and is a predicted model, not a curated record. Gene Ontology annotation, molecular function: protein binding.